Molecule: messenger RNA, 222 nt
Organism: Clunio marinus
Lineage: Eukaryota; Metazoa; Arthropoda; Insecta; Diptera; Chironomidae
Source: the annotation of a GenBank genome assembly
AUGUUUACCAUAACAAGCAGUUGCGAAGAUGUGAAAAAAAACAUUGACAUUUUACAAUCGUUACAUCAAAAUAUUGAUUUGAAGACGAUGCCAUGGAUUAAUCAUAAAAUUGAAAUGAAGAGGCAUAGAAGUGAAAAAGAAAACGUUAUAUCGGAAGCAUUGCAAACUCUCUUUUUGGUAUUGCGAAGUAGCUUAUGUUCGAUAAAUAUUGAAAUGUCAUAA